AUGCAGGAGCUACCCAUCGACGAUCCCGGCCACAUGGCGGCCGCUGACCGCCAGCUUCAGGACUGGGAGGACUUCAUUGUGGGGAAGAAGCUGACAAACGACACGUCUGACGAGAACGCAAAUGAUUUCGAGGAGCAGCUGCCCAAGGGAACCAGGGUCAUUGAAACAGAUGACGAGAUACCGAUGGAGAAUAUGGACGACCGCAUUAGCCUGGUGGUAGAUGGGGAUGGAAUCGUCACCCAGGUUUUCCGGGGAUAA
This is a messenger RNA of Parascedosporium putredinis, 258 nucleotides long. The record is from the annotation of a GenBank genome assembly. NCBI's taxonomy places the organism in Eukaryota, Fungi, Ascomycota, Sordariomycetes, Microascales, Microascaceae.